AUGGCUCAUAUAACUCAUUCACUAGGACAUGACUAUGAGGCCUUACACUCAUCGCCCACCCGGCUUAUCCGAAGAGCGAUAAGUUGUUCAUCGCGUCGCCUCAUCCUCUGUUGCGGCGUUUCGGGCCUAUUGCUGUUCUCGACGUUAUUUCUCUUCAAGAGACCACCGAGCUUUGAGGAUGUACGCUCCUACGAGCGAAGAUUGCCACAACACAACCUCACUGAGGCACUUCACGACACUGACCUUCAACCACCAGGACGUCGGAAAUACCUGCGAAUAGAGGGGGGAGCGGACACUUGGGAGGGAGGUCUGAAUAAUGUGAUUCAAGAACUGACCCACACGACAUACCUCGCUCACCGUGCAAAACGUGCCUUCGUCUUCUCCGACUUCGUAUGGACCAACUCACGCGUACCAUAUAAGAUCUACGAUCGUUCCCUAAAACCGACCAAAGUUCCGUUAAACGCGUUCAUUUCGGGCGCCUCAGCUGGAGGAGCUGUCUCCGACGAUGCGUCAAUCACCAUGCGUUCUAUCAGCCUAGAAUUCUUUGAUCUCGUCUGCCCGAUGAACGCCAGAGUGAGGCUUACUGCCCGAGGUGCCCCGAUAAAUGGAGAGGAUGGAAUGAUACUCAUCGAGUGGUGGCUGAAGCGGUUAAAGGACGUGGAGAAUGAACCAUGUGUGGUGUUGGAUUUCAGCCACAACCAUGUCUUCGAUUGGGACUACUUUGGAUCCAGACAGCCGCUUACAGUAUUUCCGCACCUCAAAACUUCACCUACCUUGACUCAUUUCUCUUGGUCUCCCCUCGUCCUCUCCGCUGUCGCCCGAAACUUCGCUGUCCUCAGGCCGUCAGAUCAUAGAGCUGUCGUCAGCUCUCAGGCUCAUUCAGGUAUAGGAGGUCUCGUAGCCAUCCAUCUGAGACGCGGCGACUUCCGUGGCCACUGUCGUUACCUCGGUAGCACCCGUGCUUCUUAUUUAGGCUUGAAUCAACAUGAAAACCUUCCAGACAAACUCCACAUCGACCACAGAUUCUCGGAUGAGUUCAUCCGUACUCAACACAGACGGCAUUGCUUCCCAGAAAUUAAUGACAUCGUAGAAAAACUGCGACAGAUUCGAUUUGAGUCGCGGGUGACACCCUUAAAGCGUGUUUACGUUCUGUCGAAUGGAUGGCCACGCUGGCUGUCCAAGUUGGGUGAAGAACUUCGAAGAGAUGGGUGGGAGGAUGUUAUUAAUCCUGCUGAUAUCAAAUUGGAUUCAAAGCAGGAUCAGGUGUCUGUUGCUGUAGAUAUGGCUAUCGCAGAACGGGCGGAGGUUUUUGUUGGGAAUGGGUUUUCGUCGGUGUCGGCCAAUAUUAUAAUGCUCCGCCUUGCAAAAGGCAUGUCGUACGAGUCGAAUAGGUUCUUUUGA
Marasmius oreades (fairy-ring Marasmius) is the source of this 1401-nucleotide messenger RNA. RefSeq lists its product as uncharacterized. Lineage: Eukaryota; Fungi; Basidiomycota; Agaricomycetes; Agaricales; Marasmiaceae. The transcript is spliced from 3 exons. The coding region runs from base 1 to 1401 and encodes 466 amino acids. The record is from RefSeq and is a predicted model, not a curated record.